This is a messenger RNA of Elephantulus edwardii (Cape elephant shrew), 7638 nucleotides long. It is a transcript of the gene ZFYVE26, whose product is annotated as zinc finger, FYVE domain containing 26. The coding region runs from base 34 to 7638 and encodes 2534 amino acids. Gene Ontology annotation, biological process: double-strand break repair via homologous recombination; mitotic cytokinesis; regulation of cytokinesis. The transcript has 42 exons. NCBI's taxonomy places the organism in Eukaryota, Metazoa, Chordata, Mammalia, Macroscelidea, Macroscelididae. The record is from RefSeq and is a predicted model, not a curated record. Gene Ontology annotation, molecular function: metal ion binding; phosphatidylinositol-3-phosphate binding. Gene Ontology annotation, cellular component: lysosomal membrane; midbody; centrosome.
CUGCUCCACCUCCCUGCACUUGGUGCUGGGAAAAUGCCUCAUCCAUUUGGAAAAGAGGAAGCUGCUUCUCAGAAGCAGCUUUUUGGAUUUUUCUGUGAAUGCCUGCGGAGGGGAGAAUGGGAGCUGGCACAGGCGUGUGUACCACAACUACAGGAGGGACAAGAGGAUAUUCCAAAGAGAGUGGAAGACAUCCUUCAGGCUCUCGUGGUGUGUCCGCAUUUGCUGAGAUGUGGGACAGAUACCAGCCCUCAAAAAUUGGCCUGGAUUUGGCUUCUUGUACUGAAAAAGUGGUUUGCCCAAGAGAAGAAAUUACUCCCAGCUGUUUUCCAGAGAAAGCUUGAAUUUCUUUUAUUGUCCGAAGACCUCCCAGGUGACAUUCCAGAGGACGUCCUUAAGGAACUGUAUGAAGUCUUAGCACAAGACUCUGUGUCUGAUGGAAGUAAGAAGUGUGAGCUCAGCUCAGAAGCUCUCUCUGUGCUGUGGGAUCUUCUGAGGCUGGCUCCCCGGCCAGCCCAGGCUCUGCUAGAGCUCCUGCUUAGAGAGGACGAUGACACUGGCCUCUGUGGCUGGUCCCUGCAGAAGGCGCUGGUAGACCUCACUCAAAAAGCAUUGAAGACUUUGCAAGGCCCUGAUGCUGGGCCCCCAGGGAUAACAGAUGCCAUCUAUGGAGUCUUGCGAACUCUGCGUUGCCCUGCAGAGCCCCUUGGAGUUGAGUUGCGCCUCCUGUGUGAGGAACUACUGGAAGCCUGCAGGACGGAGGGGAGCCCCCUGCAGGAGGAGCAGCUACUCAGCUGCCUGCUGCACAGGGCCGGGCGGGGCCUGCUGACCCUGUAUGGCCAUACCUAUGCUGAGAAGGUCACGGAAAAGCCACUGAGGAGCACAUCCUCAGGAAAAGUCUCUCCAGAUCACCUAGAUCCCGAACGAGCAAUGCUCACCCUGUUCUCCAAUCCUGACCCAGCCCAAGCAUGGAAAACAACCUAUUUCUACUGCCUGAGCAACAGCAAGCACUUCCUGGAGCAGAUCCUGGUGACGGCACUAACCCUGUUGAAAGAGGAGGACUUCUCCAGCCUCAGCUGCCUGCUGGAGAGAGAAUUCAGGCCCCUCAGUCGGCUGCUCGUGCUUCUGGGCUGGACACACUGCCAGAGCCUGGAGUCAGCGAAGAGCCUGCUCCAGGCACUCCACAGAACCCAGGAUCAGGGCAGCGAUAAGCUCCUCAGGGAAGCCUGUGAAGGGUUGUGGGCACACCUGGAAGUCUUGGAGUGGUGCGUACAGCACAGCAGCAACCCCAUACCAAAGAGAGAGCUCUUGUGUCAUUUACAUGGUGGAGACAGCCACUCAGUGCUCUACUCUCUCCAUCAUCUCACAAACCUUCCAGGCCUCAGGGAAGAAGAUGUUCUCAAGCUCUUGCAUAAAUUGCCAGCCAGGGAACCCCAGGAAGAGCAUGAUUCAGCUGAUGCCCUGGUCCCUGACCACCUGGGCCAGUGUCAGAGUGUGACACUUUACCAGGGCUUCUGCGCCAUGAAGUACGCCAUCUAUGCCCUCUGCGUGAAUUCACACCAGCACUCUCAGUGCCAGGACUGCAGAGAAGGUCCUUCUGAGGGCUUGGCCUCAGCCAGGGAGCCGCUGAAUACAUUGCUCUCCUCCCCAGGUGCUUCAGAUCUCUUCUCCUCAUGCCUGGCCAGGUGUCAACAGUAUCUGUGCAGUAUUCCAGACUCUCUAUGCCUGGAACUUCUGGAAAACAUCUUCUCAUUGCUCCUCCUCACCUCUGCCGAUCUCCAUCCAGAGCCUCACCUGCCUGAGGACUAUGCUGAGGAGGAGGAUGUUGAGAGAAGGGACUCCGUGGGCUUGAGGUCCCCUUCAGAGAGCCCUCAGCAUGGAGCUCAGUCGGAGAGGAAUUUGGAGCAGGGUUUGCUGGGUGUUCCCAGAACAUUUGCUCCUACUUUUGAAAACACUCUGAAGGCAGAGCCAAAAGACAGGUACCUGGAGACUCACGGACACAACUUUUUGGACUUAAAGCAUUUUACUGGUGGCAUCAGUGGAUUCCUGGCUGAUGAAUUUGCAAUGGGGGCCUUCCUCAAGCUUCUUCAGGAGCAAGUAGAUAAGAUCAGCAGCCACAGCUCCUCUGAGAAGCCCACACUCCCAGAAAGCCACAGCUGCCCAGGAAGCAGAGAUGGGCUGCAGAGCCGCCUGCAACGGUUUUCCAAGGUUCUCUCUGAGGCCCAAUGGAGAUAUAAGGUGGUAACAAGCAACCAGGGCUCAGAGGAGCAUCUGACACUCUCCCAAAGAUACCAAUCCAUUGUCACACGGCAUGCCAGUCAUGCCAGUCUCCGCCGGGGUCGUCGCACCAGAAAGAGCCGAGCAGAUGGCCGAGACAGAGAUUCCAACCCAGCUCUGGAAAGUACAAGUAGUGAGCUGAGCACAAGUACAUCAGAGGGCAGUCUGAGCACUGCAUCUGCGCAGAACGAGCUUACUGGCCGGUUGCAGCCCCAGCCUCAAAGUUCACUCAUCCCCAUGAUGUUCUCCCCGCCAGAGUCGCUGCUGGCAUCCUGUAUCCUCCGAGGGAAUUUUGCUGAAGCUCAUCAGGUGGUGUUCACGUUCAACCUGAAGUCAUCACCCAGCGCAGGAGAACUGAUAUUUGUGGAGCGCUACCAGGACGUGAUCCAGGAGCUGGCCCGAGUAGAACACAAAAUAGAAAACCAGAACUCAGACAGGGGUAACAGCACCAUCAGGAGAACCGGCAGUGGCCGCUCCACUCUGCAGGCCAUUGGCAGUGCUGCUGCAGCAGGCAUGGUGUUUUACUCCAUAUCUGAUGUGACCGACAAACUGCUGGGCACCACUGGAGACCCCAUCCCCACACUCCAAGAGGACUUUUGGAUAAGCAGCACCCAGGUGGAGCCCACUUCCCCCCUGAAAGAAGUCCUGGACGACCUCAGCCCCCCUGCCAUGGCCACAUUUGACCUCGCUUGCUGUCAGUGCCAGCUUUGGAAAACGUGCAAACAGCUCUUGGAAACAGCUGAACGGCGUCUCAACAGCAGCCUUGAGAGCCGGGGUCGACGGAUAGACAAUGUACUGCUCAGUGCUGAUGGUAUUCCAGGAUUUCCGGUGGUUCUUCAGCAGAUCAGUAAGAUUCUCAGUUCUCCACUUGUGUCAGGAGUGCAAACAAAAUCAGAGAAUGCAGAGGAGAAAGGAGGGCCCCUGCGGUGCAGCAUCACUGAGCUGCUCCAGAUGUGCUGGCCCAGCCUGACUGAAGACUGUGUUGCCAGCCAGAUCACCCUCUCUCAGCAGCUCGAGCAGGUCCUUCAGGCACUGAGAGAGGCUCUCGAGCUGCCAGAGCCCAAGAGUACUCCGCUGUCCUCCCUAGUGGAGCAGGCGGCCCAGAAAACUCCUGAGGUGGAGGCCCACCCUGUGCACGUCCAGACUCAACUCCUCCAGCAAAACCUGCUCAAACAGGCCCCCGCCGACAGCAGGCAGGCUGACUACGUGGGCACAUUCCUCGGCUACUGCAGCACCAUGUCUGCAGUUCUCCUACGCAGCUUGAGCUCUGAGCCUGAUCACGUGACAGUCAGGGUAGGAAAUCCCUUUGUUCUCCUGCAGCAGAGCUCAUCCCAACUGGUGUCACACCUCCUGCUUGAGAGACAAGUUCCCCCAGACAGGCUAGCAGCCCUUCUGGCCCAGGAGGGCCUCAGCCUCAGUGUGCCACAAGUCAUCGUCAACUGUUGCUGCGAGCCUCUUGCCCUUUGUGCUUCCCAGCAAAGCCAGCAGACAUCAUCCCUUCUGACCCCCCUGGACAUCCUGGCCCACUUGCACUGCCAGGAUUGCCUCCCACUUUCUACACUGAGCUUCCCAAGACCAACUGAAAAUCCUGUAUUGGAGAGGAAGCCCCACUUCUCCCCCAGGGAUUCGUCACCCGCAGCUCUCACCGCCUCUGCCUUGGCCUUCCUGAAGUCUCGUUCAAAGCUGCUGGCUACAGUGGCCUGCCUGGGGGCCACCAGGGCAACAAAAACCACCAAACCCAGCUUGUCAUGGAAGGAGCUCCGUGGCCGUAGAGAGGUGCCUCUGACAGCCGAGCAGGUAGCCCGGGAGUGUGAGCGCCUCCUGGAACAGUUCCCGACCCUGGAGGCCUCCCUCCUGGCUGCCUGGACACCUCUCCAAGCCUCAUCCACGCAGGAACAGAGUCUGGCAGCCAGUCUCUGCGGCCACACCAGUCUCUCCACUGUGCUCCUGGGCCUGCAUUCUCCCAUUGCCCUGGAUGUGCUGACAGAGGCUUUCAAGGAAGCACUGGUGGUCAAGGAUUGGCUCCGGGCUCUUCAGCUCCUUGACGAGUAUGGACGAGAUGUGGACGAGUUGAGCAGCAUCAAGGAUGUGGUCCUGGGCUGUGCUGCAGCAUGUGACAAAGAAGGUUGGCAAUACCUGUUUGCCGUGAAGGAUGUGUCUCUGAGAAGCCAGCUGACCCUGCAGUUUGUGGACAGGUGGCCCCUGGAGUCAUGCCUGGAGAUCCUGGCUUACUGCAUCUCAGACCCCACUGUGGAGGAAGAACUGAAGAGUGAACUGCAGAGAAGGCUGGCAGAGCUCCAGGUGUAUCAGAAGAUUCUAGCUUUGCAGGCUAACCCAGUGUGGUGUGACUGGCAGACCUUGAGGAGCUCUUGUGUUGAAGAUCCAUCUACUGUCAUGAACAUGAUUCUUGAAGCAAAGGAAUAUGGCCUGUGUGAGGAGUGGGGCUGCCUGUACCCCAUUCCAAGAGAACAUUUAAUCAGUCUCCAUCAAAAGCAUCUUCUUCACCUUCUAGAAAAAGGCGAUUCUGAGAAGGCUCUGCAACUUUUGCAAAGAAUCCCUGACUCCACCAUGUGCCUUGAAGUCACGGAGCAGUCCCUUGACCAGCACCCUAGCCUGGCCACUUCACACUUCUUGGCCAACUACCUCACCACUCACUUCUAUGGAGAACUGACUGCUGCCCGACACCAAGAAAUCCAGGCGCUGUACAUGGGAUCUAAGGUUUUGCUGACCCUUCCUGAGCAGCACCGGGCCAGCUAUGCCCACCUGUCCUCCAGCCCCCUGCUGAUGCUGGAGCAGCUCCUGAUGAACAUGAAAGUGGACUGGGCCACUGUGGCCGUGCACACCCUGCACCAGCUGCUGGCUGGACAGGAGAUUGGCUUCACCAUGGAGGAGGUUGACGCGCUGCUUUCCAGAUACGCCGGAAAAGCCCUGGACUUCCCCUACCCUCUGAGGGAGAAGCAGUCGGAUUCUGUGAUUCACCUCCAGGAAAUUGUCAGUCAGCUUUCAGACCCUGAGUCCCUGACUAGAUCACCAUCAGCAGAGUUCUCGUCCUCCGCUCCUCCAGGUGUCUCCAUUGCACAUUCCCCAAGCCUGAGGGAGAGGAGUUUCCCACCAAGUCAGCCCACAAUGGAAUUUGUGCCCCCAGCAACACCACCUGCAAGACACCAGUGGGUGCCAGACGAGACUGAGAGUGUCUGCAUGGUCUGCCGCAGAGAGCAUUUCACCAUGUUUAACAGGCGUCAUCACUGUCGCCGCUGUGGUCGGCUCGUGUGCAGUUCCUGCUCCACAAAGAAAAUGGUGGUGGAAGGCUGCAGAGAGAACCCUGCUCGUGUGUGUGACCAGUGCUAUAGUUACUACCACAAAGAUGUGCCAGAGGAGAAUCCAGACCAGUCAGAGGCACCAGACAGUUCCAAGAGUGAGAGCCCACCAUACUCAGCUGUGGUGAAGGUCCCCAAACCUGCCGAGCUGGAGUGGACUUUGGAUCUGGACGAAGAAGAAAAUGAGCUGGUGCGCAGUGAAUUUUACUAUGAACAGGCCCCCAGCGCCUCCUUGUGCAUCGCCAUCCUCAAUCUGCACCGGGACAGCAUUGCUUGUGGCCACCAGCUGAUUGAACACUGCUGCAGGCUGUCCCAGGGACUCACCAACCCGGAGGUGGAUGCAGGGCUGCUCACAGACAUCAUGAAGCAGCUGCUUUUCAGCGCCAAGAUGAUGUUCGUCAGGGCCGGCCGCAGCCAGGACCUGGCUCUCUGUGACAGCUACAUCAGCAAGGUAGACGUACUGAACAUCUUGGUUGCGGCCGCCUAUCGUCACGUGCCAUCUCUGGACCAGAUCUUGCAGCCAGCUGCAGUAACCCGGCUACGGAACCAACUUUUGGAAGCUGAGUACUACCAACUGGGUGUUGAGGUCUCUACAAAGACUGGACUUGAUACCACUGGAGCGUGGCAUGCUUGGGGUAUGGCUUGCCUUAAAGCUGGGAAUCUCACAGCUGCACGAGAGAAGUUCAACCGUUGUCUCAAGCCACCUUUUGACCUCAAUCAGCUGAGUCAUGGCUCAAGGCUGGUGCAGGAUGUGAUUGAAUACCUGGAGUCCACAGCAAGACCCCUCAUGUCCUUGCAAGAUGACGAUUACUUUGCUACGCUGAGAGAGCUGGAAGCUACCCUUCGGACCCAAAGCCUCUCCCUAGAGGUGAUUCCCGAGGGGAAGAUCCUGCACAACACCUACUACCAAGAAUGCCUCUUCUACCUGCAUAACUACAGCACCAACCUGGCCAUCAUCAGCUUCUACAUGAGGCACAGCUGCUUGCGGGAGGCCCUGUUGCACCUGCUCAAUAAGGAGAGUCCUCCAGAAGUCUUCAUAGAAGGUAUUUUCCAGCCAAGCUAUAAAAGUGGGAAGCUGCAUAUUUUGGAAAACUUGCUAGAAUCCAUUGACCCAUCUUUGGAAAGCUGGGGAAAGUACUUGAUUGCUGCCUGCCAGCAUUUACAGAAGAAGAACUACUACCACAUUCUGUAUGAGCUGCAGCAGUUCAUGAAGGACCAAGUCCGGGCUGCCAUGACCUGUAUUCGGUUCUUCAGUCACAAAGCCAAUACAUACACAGAGCUUGGAGAGAAGCUCUCAUGGCUGCUUAAAGCCAAGGACCAUCUCAAGAUCUACCUCCAAGAAACAUCCCGUAGCACAGGAAGAAAGAAGACCACCCUAUUCCGAAAGAAGAUGACUGCGGCCGAUGUGUCAAAGCACAUGAAUACGCUCCAGCUGCAGAUGGAAGUGACUAGGUUCUUACAUCGAUGUGAAAGCGCUGGGACCUCUCAAAUCACCACCUUGCCUCUACCAACCCUGUUUGGAAAUAACCACAUGAAAAUGGAUGUGGCCUGCAAGGUCAUGCUUGGAGGGAAAAAUGUAGAAGAUGGCUUUGGAAUUGCAUUUCGUGUUCUUCAGGACUUCCAGCUGGAUGCUGCUGUCACUUACUGCAGAGCUGCCCGGCAGUUGGUAGAAAGAGAGAAAUAUAGUGAGAUCCGCCAACUGCUUAAAUGUGUCAGUGAGUCAGGCAUGGCAGCAAAAAGUGAUGGGGACACCAUCCUCCUCAACUGCCUGGAAGCAUUCAAGAGAAUUCCACCCCAGGAGCUAGAGAGCUUGAUCCAGGCAAUCCACAAUGAUGAUAACAAGGUUCAAGCCUACCUGACGUGUUGCAAGCUGCGUUCUGCCUAUCUAAUUGCCGUGAAGCAAGAACACUCUCGAGCCACUGCACUUGUCCAGCAGGUGCAGCAGGCUGCCAAGAGCAGUGGGGAUGCUGUGGUACAAGAUAUCUGUGCCCAAUGGCUUCUUUCAAGCCACAUCCGAGGAGCCCAUGGCUCAAGCUCCAGAAAGUGA